Molecule: messenger RNA, 1134 nt
Organism: Amaranthus tricolor (Joseph's coat)
Lineage: Eukaryota; Viridiplantae; Streptophyta; Magnoliopsida; Caryophyllales; Amaranthaceae
Product: protein FATTY ACID EXPORT 2, chloroplastic-like
Exons: 2
Coding region: 184-942 (252 amino acids)
Cellular component (GO): membrane
Source: RefSeq, a predicted model, not a curated record
CCGUACUCCUCGGUCUGUCAUAGCAGGCGCUGUGUUGUUGACAAUUACCAGCACUCUUAUUUAGUUAGAAAUGCGUUGACAAGUGACGAAAUUGGGGAAGGAAGCUCAUCAUCAAAAUUGAGAUCAUUUCAUCAACCAUCACACCAAUUGAACUGCUGUUGCUCUAUUUAGCAUUCUGUAUCAAUGGCCAAGCUGAUAUCAGGAUCACAAUCAUCUCUUCUGCUUCCACUGCUUCAGCCACAUGCUAAAUUGCCGGGAAAAGGACACUUGUUUCUCAACUUUGGGGCAGUGUCUGUUUUUCCUUGCUGUAAACUUGUGUCUUUAUCAACUAAACCAAGGAACUUUCAGCUCCCUUUAACACCUUUAGCUUUCUCAACGUAUCCUCAACUUCACAGGUUUAUCACUGCAUCUGUUUCAAGUGCUUCAAAUGUCAAUAUUGAGUCACCAAAUGAGGUGCUCGACAUAAAGCCAGAUACUACUAGUGGAGAUGGCGAUGAUGGUAAUAAUGGAGACAACAGUGGUGGAGGCGGUGGUGGGGGUGGAGACAGAGGUGAUAGUAACGGUGGAAACACAGGUAAUGAAGGGUCAGAUGAUGCUGAUGCCAAGAAGAAUAAGGCUCUUUUGAUGUCUCAGAAGUUUACUCUAGCCUAUGCUGCCCUGGUUGGACUGGGAGGUCUUAUGGGCUUUUUGAAGAGUGGCAGCCAAAAAUCUCUGGCAUUUGGUGGACUAUCUGCUCUUCUAUUAUACUACGUCUAUUCUGAGCUUCCUAAACGACCGGUUUAUGCUUCUGCAGUGGGGCUCGGCCUGUCUGCUGCCCUCCUGGUUGUGAUGGGAAAACGGUUCAAGAAGUCGGGAAAGGUAUUCCCUGCUGGUGUCGUCUCACUUGUGUCUCUGAUUAUGACUGGCGGUUAUAUUCACGGGGUUAUGAAAACUUCACACUGAGAUGAAGUUUCAAUUGCAUAGGUGAAAAGUUAGUUAAACUUGGAGCUUCAUGUGUAGUUUAUGGAAGAGUUUUUCUUGCUUGCUAAGCUUUUUAGCCUAAUACUUUUGUAAUUCUUUUCAAGAGUUUGUAUUGGGUUUUCUGUAGUACUGCUUACUAAUGCUGUUGGGAUAUGAAAUUUUCUGGAAAAGCUA